AUGCUGGUUAACGCUCUAUUUCUAUUGGCUUCUACACAGGUUAAUCAGGAUGCGGAAUUCUUGCAGCAGUUCACUAGCAACAGUUCAACACUCCGAUGGGUCCAACGGGCUUAUAUUGCAGGCGGAUGGCUCGAUCUCAGUCAACAAACGCAACUGAAUCUGGACCCCAUUCAGCUAAUUUCAACCUGGUCUUCACUGAAAGGAAGUGCCAGGUUGAUUACAACAACCCCAUACUUUGGGGGGUUUCAUUUGGAGCUUCAACACAAUUCAUGCACGAAUAUCAACCAACGCGACCUGAUACUUCGUAUUCACCAAAACGCAGACAAUGUGCUUCACGCAAAUCUGCACUGGAGACCGGGACUUUUGAAGGCACUAUUCGUGAGUGUAUGGAUUCUUUGCUGUUUUCGGUAUACCAGUUCUAAUUUCACAACUAUUUGA
Messenger RNA from Dicrocoelium dendriticum, 438 nucleotides. Lineage: Eukaryota; Metazoa; Platyhelminthes; Trematoda; Plagiorchiida; Dicrocoeliidae. The record is from the annotation of a GenBank genome assembly.